GCGGGUUCUCGUGUGAUUGGAGGAGGACGAGGCGGGUUCACUACGUCAUACUAUUGCCAUUGAUUUUCCAAUGUUGAUACACACCGGUGACAUGACGUUUUGCAAUUUUUUUUUUCGCUUUCUGAGGGAAAAAUAAAUUAGAAGAUGCACUUGAUAAUUUCGGAGGUAAUUUAGAAAAGAGGAGGUGAUUUCUAGGGGCCCAUUGGGCCUUAAUGGGCUGUAGAUAAUCUUGAUGGAAUUCGAUGAUUGAAACUGGAGAUUUUCGAAUAGAAUUUCCACCGAUUGAAAUUUCCCAAUUUUUUUGUUUUGAGUUUUUUAUUAAUUUGGGCCCGACAGGGUGGGGAGGCCCUAUCCCAAUGGAAUUCCAGUUUUCUAUAGAAUUUAUUCUGUACAUGUGUUUGAAUUGAAUUCCCUCGGGCGGAUUUUUUUGUGGUGAUGUAAUUGAUCAUUAAUUAGAAACGUUAAUUCUUCAGGAAAAAAAUUGAAAAACGAAUUUGAUGAUUUUAUAUUACGAGAGGAGCAGGGGAUUCCGUAGGGCCCAAUGUUUUGCGCCUCAUGGGGCCCUAAUGGUCUACAGAAAAAUUCAGUGGAAUUCGGCCGUUAGAGCUGUGGAUUUCCCCCAGGAAUUUCCUCCAUUUAAAUUCUCCUAUUUUUUUGUAAUAAAAUUUACCAAAACUUUGGGCCCAAUAAUAAUCGUACUGAAUUCCCUCCGUCCGAAUUUGGCGGAUGCAAUUGAUAAUUUAGUAGUAAUGUUGAUCCUGAUGAGAGAAAUCAAUUGACUUAUUUUUUCGCAGCGAUAAAAAACAUCUAAAAAUUCACGUCUAUGAUUUUCUAACUUGUCUAAGUAAUUUGUUAACCACACGGAAGACUGAAAAUAGACUAGUCCUGGUGUACUGUUCCACUGAAUAAUUCACAUCCUCCGGAGGUGGUGCGACGAAUUUUACGGUGUCUGUAUCUGUAUCUUUGAUAUUUAUAUCAAGGCUUUUCAUGCACUAGAUCGAACCCGGAGUCAAUAGGGUCAAUGAAAUAGACCAGAACUAUUCAGAAAACAGAGCGCUCAUGUCGUGAUGUAAAUAAUAAUCCAGACGAUUGUUUAUAGUCUGUCUCAUCCAGAAAAUUCCUUACGAUAAUUUUCUAUAGCCAAUUAUUUAUGGUCUACAUUCUAUAGCCAAUAAUUUACGGAUAACUUUCAAUAGAUAAUUUAUCGAUGGACCAUUUUUUGGGAGUAUUUUCACAAAAACAAGUGCAUCCACGUGCUGACAAAAAAAUUAAUUAAAAAUCAAUAGAAAUUCAAUAGAAUUCUCUCGUAAAUUUGAGGCAUUUCAGGUUCUAAAUUCAUUUGAAUAUUUUCAGCUCUAUAACGACCACAAAAUUACAAUUAAAUAGGCAAUUUAAAUUUGACUUCGAAAAAAAUGCCAGAAGAGUGCCGCAAGGUGCGGUUUCCGUCGAUUGAACGAACGAGGGGGAGGGAGGGUAUCAACGCAUAUGCAUCUUAAGGCCGACUCAACACAGUCCUGUUCCACUAGCUCCGGCUCAACCGCUUCAAACGCUCACCGUCCGCGACGAUUCGUCUCGAUUCACUAGUCAACAUACUCUAGUUUUUUAAAUUGAAGAUAUAAAAAAAGAAGAAACUCCGCUGGUCAACUGUGAAAUCGUGAAACUUCCACGGAAUUUGAAAUAGUUAUAGUGCGACUUUUGCGCGCGUAGAAGUGACAACUGUUGUCUUCGAUAAAAUUUAUUAGAAUAUUUGAAAAUUAUGGUGUUUGAUCCGAUGACCAGCGAACAGAGAACGGAAUUCUUCCGGCAGAACUAUGGAACACAUCUGCCAGGAUACACGGGACACUGUCCGACUCUGAAAUUUCGAGUUGGCAAGCGAUUUGGCGCGAAUACCCAGGAGAUUAUGGAGGAACUCCUGCAGAAACAGGUCUUGAAGAGUGGUCCCUAUCGGCCAAAUUCUAGCCGAGAUCCCGUGGUCCUGCUCGACAGGGAGAAACGCACUAGGAGAACUCACAGGAACGACAGAUCGCUACAUAAACCACCACCGUUUAUCCUGGGAUACACCGGCUACAUCCCCGGAUUCAAUAAAAAAUACGGUCUCUCCUUCAUGCGCGCCGUCGAAGAGGGUGGCAAGGAGUGGCGCGAAACGCAGAAUAAACUUCGCAUCAAGGGAGAUGCAAUGCGGGCGCACGUGGAGCGAACAAAUCCGAGGAAUUUGGCGUCUCGAGUCAGGACUGAUAAUGUCAGUGUUGAAAUUAAUCAUGGGAAUCAGCAGAAUCCACCGUAUUUCGGAAAUCAGGUCUCUCCGGAGAGUCCCCCGAUAGUGGGAUACACAGGGCACAUACCAGGUGCCCGAAGUGAGGUUGCACUGUCCCGAAGAUACGCCCAAGCUGCCCGGAAGGGCCUCGAGCUCCUGCAGCACGAGCGAGAGAGCAGAUGCAGCCGAGUAACAGAGUCAAAGACUGUCCGCAGGGUGUUGGAGACAGUCUACAUCGACGACACAGGCCACACAAAGGCAUAA
Diachasmimorpha longicaudata is the source of this 2518-nucleotide messenger RNA. RefSeq names its product ciliary microtubule inner protein 2B-like. The transcript is spliced from 4 exons. Bases 1757 to 2518 code for a protein of 253 amino acids. Lineage: Eukaryota; Metazoa; Arthropoda; Insecta; Hymenoptera; Braconidae. The record is from RefSeq and is a predicted model, not a curated record.